CUGAAAAACAAGAAUCUUAUGUAGGGCGACGUUAGCUAUAAGGCCGUGCGUAAUGUUCCCGACUAAACAGUAGGUAGUGCGGUCUUAAGGAAGUCGCACUUCUUAAGGUAACACAAAGAUGUUGGGACUGAAACUUAUUACACUGGGUUUAACUGUGACAACGGCAUUUUGCUGUAGCUGGGGAAGUUGGGGUUCAUGUAGCUAUAGCUGUGGAGGUGGAAGUAGAUCUCGCAAUGGAAGAUGUGGCCUCUGGGGAUGGCAUCAUACCUCUCAAAGUGGAAGAUGUAAUGAGUUCUGUUACAACGGAGGGUGGUAUUAUUCGGAUUCAUGCCAUUGCAAUGCUUGGCGAACAGGACGUUGUUGCCAAGUUUGCAGACAUGUAUACAUUGCCCAUUGCAAACCCGGCAAACAGGCAUGUGGCGGAAGCCCUGACAACAUAAAAUGUACAGAAUGUGAUGUAAACUACGUACCUGCAGGCUAUGGAAAUGGAUGUAAAACGUGCGCCCAUAGAUACCUGAUUGAUGGUGGUGUACCACGGUGUACUUGUUUUCCAGGUUACUUGCUCUCUUCUAACGGAUAUUCCUGCUAUGAUGUAGAUGAAUGUGCAUAUGGUAUUUCAAACUGUGACCAGAUCUGCACUAACACUCACGGAUCUUUCCAAUGUUCAUGUAGACCAGGUUUCCGGCUUAAUGUCGACGGUCACACAUGUUCUGACAUAGAUGAGUGUCUCUCUGGAGAAGCAAACUGCAAACAGAACUGUAUAAACACACCGGGCUCUUUCCAAUGUGUUUGUCAUCCUGGGUAUACACUAUCAACUGAUGGAUUUUGUAAAGAUAUAAAUGAAUGCAGUGCAAACAAUGGUGGAUGCAUGCAAACUUGUGUUAACAAGCCAGGAUCUUUCAAUUGUGAAUGCAGAGACGGGUACAGACUUGAAGCAGAUCAGAUGUCAUGCAUAGAUAUCGAUGAAUGCCUUGGUGUUACAUGCAAAAAUGGUGGAUCUUGUUUUAACAAUGUUGGCUCUUUUACGUGUUCAUGUAUAAAAGGUUUCACAGGAAUGCAUUGUGAGCAAGAUGUGAACGAAUGUGAAGGGUUCCUACGUGGUGGGUGUACAGAUAGAUGUAUUAAUACUCAUGGUUCAUUCCGUUGUGAAUGCAGUGGCAACACUACUCUAAACAGUGAUGGAAUGUCGUGUUCAGGUGGAGAAAACAAACCAAGCGUUUUUGUCCAACAUAGAAUCACGCGUCAACUUUUACCGAAGGGUUGUUUCACUAUAUUGUUGACAAGAUGUACGGACGGUGAAACAGUUGACGUAUUAAUGUCUUCAACGUCCCCCUGGUUCCAACUGCGAUCAAAUAAUGCCAUAAAAUAUACGUUUGGUAUUGUAUUUGUAGAGGUAAACACGCUGUAUCUACCCGUUUCGCUUACUGGAAUCAGAGUGGAACAAUCUAGUAACAAUUUUGCAAUAGUAACAGGUUCGCUUGCAUUGCAUGAUAUUGAUGGUGUAGCUAUUGGAAAUGAAAGGAAAGUUGAUUGUUUUAGUUUUACCACCACUCCACGCGAUAUUCACGACUUUCUUAUGUCUUCAUCAUUCUUGAAGUCCGUUUUUAAUAGUCUUGAGAAUAUUUUGCCAGAUUGGCUUAGGUUUUCCCAGACUGGAACAGACAUUUUAAGUAUAAAUGAUUUACAAACGGAACUUCUUCGGGGUAAUGAAAUUCAAACAGGCCCCUGCCAAGGAGCACCUUUGUACGAACAUCACCUAUACACGGUUUUGAAAUUUGGCAGCAGUUUUUCAAUAAAUUUAUACGGAGACGAAAUUUUGAUACCCAGGUUAAAUAAAAACACACAAUUUUGCUUGAUAAUUGACAUUUGCCAACAUUACGGCGGUUCAUGGUUUUUAAUCAUCCCAGAUGAAUCGAGAGAUAUAUUCAAAAACUUUAGAAUGAUAGACAUAUUCCGACAAUCGUAUGGUCUAGAUGUUCGGCCCUACGGAAUUGGGUUGUCUUUGCUUAAUCUUAUUAAUGUACCGAACCAUGGAAAGUCUCACAAACUUUGGCGUGGGGAUAGCUAUUUCAAUUAUCAGGUAUUACCAACAGCGAAUUUAUGGGCCGAUGUUGAUACUGUUUGGGCAACAAAUGGAGAUACCUUUUCAUUUGAACUAAGAACACGGUCGGAUAUUUUUAUAAAAACUCCCAGCAUAGAAAGUGUAUUCACGAGUAUGUUCUUUAAUGAAUGGGAUGCAUAUUUAGACAUGAACCUUUAUGCCACAUUAGAUAUAAAGUUUGAUCUAUUUGGGAAAAAGCAUGUGAUAAAUCUACAAAACAUAGGUGCAGGUGCCGCAACGGCAAUAGCUUCGAUUGGUGGGCAAAUGCAAAGAGAAUGGUGUGGCAUAAAUGCAAAUCCUCCAGGACUGUACAUGUCUUUAACUGUUGACGUCAAUCCAUUUCGUGAUAUUCCGAUUCUAAAAAACGGAUUUUUCGAUAUUAACAACUUAGUAUACGCUUUUAUCGCAACAGAUCCAUCUCAAACUAGCAGUAAUGGGGAUCAUAUAAAUAUUUUACAAGAGAUCGUUAACCUUAAAGAAACGGCAAACAAAUUCGUUAAUACAACAAUAAAAAAUGUAGCCAGUAACAUUUCUCUCCUUUUUAAUGAAUCAGUGGAAACGUUUGGGCAUUUAAUGAGCUCGGCUGAAUAUUUAGUUAUAAACCUUGACAAACUGGUGCAUGAAUUAUAUGAUAGUAGUGAAAUUAUUUUCACAAACCUUGUUAAAAAUGUAUCUGAUAUUUGGAGGAAUGGCUAUAAGCCUUUGCGAAAAAACGCCGAAAAAUUUCUUGAUUCCAUUGAACAUAAUUCAGCAAAUGCAAUACAUGAUUUUGCAAGCCCAAUAGAACAUGCUAUAAGUCAACUCAAGGCACAAAUUGGAAGUCCUAUAAUCACUUUGUUUUCACAAAUAAAAGAUUUGUACAACAAUCCUGUUGGAUUUGGGAUCCGAUAUAAGGGAUCUCUAGAAGUUUUCUUCAUAAAAAUAGUUGGUCUUGAAAUUGAACUUGUUUAUUCGGUAAAUCAACUUGGCAAAUGCGAUCGUUUUAAGAAGCUGUAUGAAUUACUAAAGUGUGAACGCGCACUGAGGAUAUAUGGCGUUAUUUCAUCGGGUCUUAUAAAAGUAUUACCUUUUAUUCGUAUGGAUGUCGGUGCCGGUAUUGGAGUAGCAAUAAGUUUUGACUCACCGAGCAAAGUGAUAGGACAAUUGCACGCAGAGGCUUCUGUUCUUGGUAUAACGUUAAAUUGCGAUAUAUUUCUGACGCCAACUGGACAUUACUUUUUCCUACAGGGAAAGAUCUGGAAUACUUUCAUGGCCGAACUAAAAGUAUCGUUUGAAAGCAACGAAAGUGGGGUGAAGACAUUUGAAGUUCUCGGAAGAUUUGUAGCAAAUGCAGGGGAAGGUGACUCAUUUCAGGACAGCUACUUAGAUGGAAUCCGGAAAAUAACACAAAAGAUAGCUGACGAAACUGAUCGUCGGAUAAGUCAAGUCCAGAAUGCAAUAAGCACUGCACAAAAUGCAUUAUCAAAGGCACAAGAAUGGCUUGAAAAUAAGAAAGCUAUUAUUUACAGUGCAAAUAAGGCUUUUGAUAGAGCAGUACAAGCAUUAGAGUAUGCAAAAGAUAGACUUGAAGCUGCAAAGAUUCCAUUUAGAAAUGCUUUGAGUGUUCUUAAUGAAGCUCAGAGAAAAGUUGACAGUUUAUGUAAAAUUAGGACAUGCAGAAGAAUUUGCAUUCCUGGAAUAUCAUGCCGCAUUUGUCGGUAUAGAGUAUGGGGAUUGAAGAUACAUUUUCCCUGCUGUCGUUUUACAAACUGCAUGCUUUCCUUCCCGGAUCCGUUUUGUGUUCUGUAUAAUUUAGGAUGUAUGGCCAUUAGAAGUAUUGCAUACAUUGCUUUAGAGGCUGCAAAGUUUUUUGUUCGCAUCCCAAUGGCUGCUUUGGAUGCCGCUAAAUUGUUGGUAUCUGCAGCUCAGUUUGCUGUUGACAAAUCAAGAGUUGUUCUUGACAUAGCGGUAGGUGCUCUUGAGCUCGCUCAAAUCGGACUAGAAGCUUCAAAAUUUGUGUUAGAAGGGGCCAAAUUGGCUCUUGAAGCAGUAAAACAAGUAGUCAACUGGGGAAUCAAAGUUAUAAAUUUCAUAAUUGAAUAUGGCAUUCAGAGCAUAAUCGAUGUAAAAAACUGUGGAUUUGGAAUUAAAUUUUCAACAAAACAAGCAACUGUAUUUCACGUAGAAUGUUAUAUAAAUUUGUUCCGGCAAGGCUUUAGAAAAGUGCGAAUUGGAAUAAACUUUGGUAGCCCAUUACAAAGUAUUUGGCAGGCGGCAAAAGGGACAAUAGACACAUUUGCUGACUUCUCUCAGCGCGAAUCAGAUAGGAAGAAACGAGAAGUAAAAUAUAAGGCAUUGUCAGGACUUCAUAGUGUUAUACGUAAAGUCAGAAACGCAGAUAGUACUUCAGAAGAUUUCGAUGGAUUUGUAAACGAUACAAUAGACACUGUUUUUAAUACAAAUGGUUUUAAGAGAAACGUUUCGGCAGGAGACUAUGAAAACAGAGUAGAACUAUUUCAGGAAAAAUGUUCAAUUAUGAACAAUGUAAUUGCAUUUUUUUCAGAAGCCAUACAUGUCCUAUUUGAAAUGACGAAUGAAACAACAAAUUCUCUUACCAAUGCAUCGUCGAUUGAAGAGUCUUUAGAGGAAUUUAAUAUUGAUGAUAUAGCGUCAAAUUUCUCAGUUGACACCGUUGGCAUCAAUACCGAUGAAGCGAUGAGUAACUUUAACAUAAGUGUAGAUGAUAUUAAUAUCGUUAUGCAGAAAACAAAAGAAAAUAUGACAAACGACCCUUUACUAUUAGGUAUAGGAAAUCUGACGAAGGAGGCCAAAACGGUUCUUAAGAAUCAAACAAAAGAUGCCAACAGUGUAAAUAUAAUUAACCACUGGAUACAGGCUAUGGAAAAUGCUACAUUUGAAUAUUUCACCAAUGAUAGCUGUGUAUCAUUUUUAGACUGCGCACAUUUUGCAGUUUCUCAAAUGUACGGACUUUUCGAUGCGGAAAAUGUUCCGAAUAUGUCACAAAGUUUAGAUGCAAUAUCUAGAUUUGAAGAUAAUAUUCUCGAUCUGUUAGGCAACACAACAUAUACCAUAAUAGAAGUUUAUAAUCUCACUGCCGAAAUUCAGAGGACACUCGAUGAAAUUAACAAUUAUGAUGUGUUCUGUUCUGAACCUCCAAAAUUAUUAUCUCAGCUUGGGAAUUACAAUGUGACAAAAGGAAGUACAUUGCAACUGUUUUGCAAUGUUACUGGUAAUCCAAAGCCGAAGAUUUGGUGGUAUCGUAGUGAUGAACAUUUACCAAACCAAAACAACCAGCUGCUUGAGCUAUAUGCCGUUACAAAACUGGACGAGAAUAAAUAUCAUUGUGUUGCUGGAAAUUUAAUUGCAAAUCUUACAUCAGAGUAUGGGGAAGUAUUUGUAUAUGAAAAUAGCCUCGAAGUACACACAAGCAACAACUCGACACGCCAAAAUGAUUUUAUAGACGGCAAUAUGAACGAAUCAACAGAUUCUGGAAGUCUCGUGAUAAUAUUGGGAACAACCUUUGGCGUUCUUCUUUUCAUCGUUGGUGUAGGAGCUGGAUUUGCAGCGCGCUUGCAUAUCAGGAAAAGAUCGAGAAAGAAAAAUGGGUUGACGUCUUUAACAAGUUUGAAUAUGGUGCGCCCAUCAGGUUCAAAACCGAAGUUUAAUACUAAUCUCGUUGCCUAUGAAGCAUCGUCGGAGUAGCAAACUAUUUGGAAAACAUUGUCGAAUUUCCAGAAACGAGUUAUGAAAUUAAAUUAACGAAAUAAUGUUACAGUUGAACAUAAAUAAUGUGUUGUCAUCUUACAUUAAUAAAUAAGAAUUUACAUAAUUCACUGAACUAUCCAUCUCAUAUUUUGGAAUGAAGUUUGCUUUUAAAGUCGACCUCUAGCCAUUUUAUGUACAUAUCCAGUUUUCAUGAUUAAUUACUUACAUUAUACCUCCUCGUUGCAAAUAAACGGUGUCAAAUUUAUUGCUUUACCUUAACCAAACAUAAAAGAGAUAUAAACUUGAUUUUUGGAAAUCAAGGCAAGAUCACAACGCGACCGUGAGUUUUAGAUUUGAUAAAUAUGAUAGGUAGUUUGAUAUAAUUAAAUCGCUUCAUAGACAGGCUUGGCGUCAGAAUACUUUUU
Messenger RNA from Ruditapes philippinarum (Manila clam), 6231 nucleotides. RefSeq lists its product as uncharacterized. Lineage: Eukaryota; Metazoa; Mollusca; Bivalvia; Venerida; Veneridae. Gene Ontology annotation, molecular function: calcium ion binding. The transcript has 16 exons. The record is from RefSeq and is a predicted model, not a curated record. Bases 119 to 5803 code for a protein of 1894 amino acids.